Messenger RNA from Trypanosoma theileri, 2070 nucleotides. Its product is annotated as tRNA (cytosine34-C5)-methyltransferase. The record is from RefSeq and is a predicted model, not a curated record. NCBI's taxonomy places the organism in Eukaryota, Euglenozoa, Kinetoplastea, Trypanosomatida, Trypanosomatidae. The transcript has a single exon. Gene Ontology annotation, biological process: RNA methylation. Gene Ontology annotation, molecular function: methyltransferase activity. Bases 1 to 2070 code for a protein of 689 amino acids.
AUGUCGCAGUUAUCCCGCAAUCAAAACCGCAAGGGUGGUGGCCGCCGUCGGGGACGCUCUGACAGUACGUGGGCCACCGACCAGCGGAAUGUCGCGACCCUCACAAAUGCCGCCUUUGAUGCGUAUUACGAAAAGACCGUCGCCCCCGCCGGCGAGUGGCCCGCCCUGCAGGAGGCCCUACGCACCCCGCUGCCAAUGGCCCUCCGCGUCCACCCAACAGCACCGCAACCAGACGACGUGCUUGAGUUUCUGCAGGCGCGUCUCAACGACGUGUUGCCAACCCGAAGAAUUCCUUUUGUAUCAUGUGGGAGGGCACUUCAGUGUAGUGUUUCACGCGGUGAUCUAAAGCGCAGUGCGGAGUUGAAGGGAUUAAAGAAAAUUAUAUCGGCCCUUAAUGAGGGUGGAUACAUCACACGGCAAGAGACGGUAAGUAUGAUUCCUCCUGUACUUCUCCAGGUAAAACCAGGUCAACGGGUACUUGACAUGUGCGCUGCACCAGGGAGCAAAACCUCACAGAUAUUAGAGGCACUUAUUCCUUCAAUGGAAGAUGGUGUAGUAGUCGCAAAUGACCUUAAUACUUCUCGACUUGACGUACUUAUGCACCAGACCAAUCGUUCUGCAGGAUCACAUCCUCAUUUGAUUGUGACACAUUAUGAUGCGACGCAAUUUCCUCUUCUUCCUCCAGAAGAGAAGUUUGAUCGAGUACUUUGUGAUGUGAUGUGUUCUGGUGAUGGAACAUUAAGGAAGUCUGUGGAUAUGUGGCCACGCUGGAAUACACUUCAGGGUCCUGAUUUGCAUUGUACUCAAAUUCGUGUGCUAACACGGGGUAUGAUGCUUUGUAAAAAAGGUGGUAUUAUCGUGUAUUCCACUUGUAGUAUGAAUCCAGUAGAGGAUGAAGCUGUAGUAUCAGAGUGUCUCGCGCAAGCUAACGGUGCUUUUCGACUUAUUGACCCUACACCACUUGUACCAGGACUCAUCGCUUCACCUGGACUAACAGAUUGGUCUUUACUCACUAAAGACCUUUCAACCUGGCUUCAUAAUAUUGAGGAAGCCCAAGCAUAUACUGAAAAGCAAAAUGGACGUGGUUUCCGUUAUCAUGCGUCUAUGUUUCCUAAUACUGAACGUCUUAAAGCGCAGGGAAUACAUUAUACUAGACGUAUUUUACCACAUCAUCAAGAUACAGGGGGCUUUUUUGUGGCAGUGAUGGAGUGUGUUGAAGAUUAUCCCAUCGAUACGAAAACCACUACCACUACCACCAUUAAUAAUAAUAAUAAUAACGUCAAAAGUGAGACUUUCAAAGUUAUAUCCCCACCGUUACAGGAGGUUGUUCGUCGUGCCUUGGAUCUUCCAGAGUCUUUCCCUAUGAAUCAACUUUUUGUUCGAAAUGAGACAGCCCGAGAACAAAAGAUAUACUUUGCAAACAAGGCAGUUUGUGAAUUACUUCCUAAACUUGGUCCUCGUGUUGUACAUGUGGGAUCUAAGAUCAUUGAAUCUUUUGCGAAGUAUAGUAACGAUAAGCUUCGUUUUAGCAUGGAAGGUAUCGCUACAGUGAAAUCGCUUCUACCUUCUACAUUUGUCGUGGAGGUGAGUCCAGAAUUGGUACUUCAAUUUAGCCGCAGCAAAUUGUUACUAUCGGCACUUCCAACAUUACCACCACAUAACAGUUUUAUCAUCUCUUGCAACAUGUCUGUUGUUGGCUAUGUGUAUAUUGCUGCAGAAAAGACACGAACUGGGCAAGUAUCUGCAAAGGUUUCGGAGUGGCAUAUUACUUUAGCUAAGCUGACACUUGGGCAACCACUUGUAGAGGGUAAUGUUGAUAAUGAAACUGAAGCUGGUGCUGAGAUAAUUGCUGCUGGAGACGAUAACAAUGACGAAGCUGCCAAGAGUAAGGAUAGUCAGGGAGACAUGAAUGGAGAAGAUGGAGUUGACACUUGUAACUCUAGUGAUGGUAAUGAAAAGAAAAAGAGCAAAAAGGAGGAGGAAGAAGAAGAAGAGAAGAAGGAGGAGGAAGUGAAGGAAGAUAAUAAGGAUGGAAAGAAAGAGGAGAAAACUAUCCUGGAAGACGCGUAA